Messenger RNA from Puma concolor (puma), 1200 nucleotides. NCBI's taxonomy places the organism in Eukaryota, Metazoa, Chordata, Mammalia, Carnivora, Felidae. The record is from RefSeq and is a predicted model, not a curated record.
AUGGAUGACUCAACACACAAAGACCAACACCCUGGCAAAAAACAUUCCAGCAAAGCCAACAAAGUACAGAAAGGUCUUGUACGGGCAGACUGCUCCUCCAAGCUGCUGCCAGCUUCCCUGGCUCCCUGUGGACGCCUGGCAUGUGGCCGGAAAACCACAGAUCUUGACGCCCCCACAGAUGAGGGGCCUGAGGGCCGGGUCAAGCGAGUGGAGAUCUUUGUCCCACCCUUGGCACCCGCACAGGCUGCCUUCCGGGACUUUAAUCCUUCAGAAGGGCUCUCAAAGUCUUUAACCUCCAUGGGAAGGUUCGGCUCCAUUGCGGCUGGCGUGGGCAAUGCAGAGCUCCUCGAAUCUUCUCCCACGUGCGGGACUCGGCCUAGGGCGCUGGUGCACCUGAUUCUGCUGCACGUCUCAUGGCCUACCCCAUUCUCCCUGGUGAUCAGCCCGCACUCUACACCCAAGAUCACCAUCACCUACAAAGAUAAUAUCCCGGGUCCUGGCUUCUACGAUGUCAUUCACCAAUCUCCGGUGUUCAACAGUGUCUCGCUGUCUAAGAAAGGGACGUGCACUUUUCCCUCUAUGCGUGCCCGACUGGACACCAUCAUUUCUAAAUACCCUGCAGCUAACGCGUACACUAUCCCAUCACAUUUUGUUUCGAAGAAAGACUUCAGUAAUUCCUGUUCCAGCAUGUUUCAGUUGCCAAGUUUUGCGAAAGCCCUCAAAUCUGAAACUCCUGCACCAAACCAUUACAAUUUACUGCUGUUACGGCAUUAUAAUAUCAACGAAUCCCUCAUGAAGCAGUCGCCAAAGGUAUUGACGUCUUGUUUUAAAUCAAAAACUGGACGUGGAUUAAAACUGACAUCAACGGGCCCGGGACCUGCUUAUUACAACCCCAAUGACCACAUCAAAAUUCUGAAAAAGGCUCUUUUCCCGAGAAACCCCCUCCUGAACUUCUCUGCCCAGCCUUCGCCCCUGCCCCCGAAGCCGCCUCUUCCAGGCCCCGGUCAGUACGAGAUCGUGGACUACGAGGGGCCCCCCAGACACUUCACCUCCAGCGCAUCGUUUGCAUCCAACACCAGCCGGUGGACAGCAGCCCCGUCCCAGCCCGGCCUGCCCGGCCCAGCCACGUACAAGCCAGAAUUCCCUGGAAAACAGUCCUUUCUCUACAACGAGGACAACAAAUGGAUCCCAGUGUUGUAG